GAGAGAGAGCUGAGUGGAGUCUGCAUCUGAACUGGUAAGUGUGAGGCAUAUGUUGCAGUUACUGGCCUUAGAAAAGAAGAGAGGUGGAAAGAGAUUUCCAAGACGGGAUAUCCUAGCAACACCCCCCCUCUCUUGCAUCCCCAAACUUCAAAGCAGAGCUGUGAGUCUGGGGAACUCCCCUGUCUCUUGCCUCCCAGCCGUUUUCUUCUGCUACUCGCUGUUGUCCCAGCAGCCAGCCCCCGCCUCUCUUCUCAGGAAGCUCGGGUCUCCCUGGGAGCCCGGCUGCCCUUGGGGGAGGCCUCUGAGCUGUGUGCCCUAGAGCUCCGCCAGCUUUCGGGCGGACAGAAGAGGGGCUCUGCGCCCCCCGCGUGGCGCGCGCUAAGCUCAGCAGGAGGGAGCGUCUCGGCGGAGGAGUGAGGAGGACGUGAGGGAGAGGCACGCCAGAACCUCGGUCCCGGGCGCCCUGGUCGGCCGCGGAGGAACUGCUGCCUCCAACAGGUGGGCUCAUUUCCCGGAGGCAGACCAGCCUGAAGUAUCGAAUGCAAAUUCAGCCGCGGGCUAGGAAGCACUAACCAAAGCCUGCAGGAUGGACUUCGUCAUGAAGCAAGCCCUCGGAGGGGCCACCAAGGACAUGGGGAAGAUGCUGGGGGGAGAGGAGGAGAAGGACCCUGACGCGCAGAAGAAGGAGGAGGAGCGGCAGGAGGCCCUCCGGCAGCAGGAGGAGGAGCGCAAGGCCAAGCAUGCGCGCAUGGAAGCCGAGCGCGAGAAGGUCCGGCAGCAGAUCCGAGACAAGUAUGGGCUGAAGAAGAAGGAAGAGAAGGAGGCGGAGGAAAAGGCAGCGUUGGAACAGCCUUGUGAGGGAAGCCUGACCCGACCCAAAAAAGCCAUCCCUGCCGGGUGUGGGGAUGAGGAGGAGGAGGAAGAGGAGAGCAUCCUGGACACAGUGCUCAAAUACCUGCCCGGGCCGCUGCAGGACAUGUUCAAGAAGUAACCCAUCCUCCUGCCCCAUCCACCUUAUGACUUUUUUGUUGGUGGUGGUCUUUCUUUUCUUUUUAUUCAGUUAAGUAUCAGUUCCAAAGGGGAAAACCUCAGUUGGCCUCUGCCCCCUUUCCCUAGCCAGGGGUACCUCCCCUCUGUUCUCCUUUACCCUCCCUUCCUCCCAUGGUUCCUAGUCCUGUUUCACUCCCAAAUAGCUUGAAAAAGGAAGACAGCUUUACUCCAGAAGGGGGCUUUGAACCCAGAACCAAAGGCACUGGGUGCCCCUCCAGAAGCCCAAGAUCUAUGUUAGUGUGGCAUUUCCCCCCAUACAUUCCUUCAUGCUCCCCACUGCCAGGAGGACCACUGUCCCCAGCCAGCCAAAGUAAUGACACAUUCCAGCCCUGCCCAGCAUGCUGACCCUUGGCCUCUAAAUGCCCAGUGGGAGUCCAGGGCAGGGCAGGGGCACUGAGUGGCCUGGCUCUGAGGAAGGCUGUUCACAGUGAGCCUGCCCCAAGAGAGCCUAGCCCUGAGAGGCUCUAGCUGGGUCUGCCCAGGUUAGAGUCUGGGCAAGAGACUUGGGCUGUCCUCUCCCCCUCUUCCUGGUGAUACCAACCCAGGAGCACACCUCUCUCCCCAACCCCUACCUAAAACAGCAGGGCCCCUGCCAAGCUGCUCCCUCCAAAUGAACCCUCUUUGGACUUUAGCACACCUGUGGAGAGCCCAGGGCAAGGCAACCCCUUAUUCCCCCUCAUCUGACUUAGGCCCUGGGACCCCACUGCCAGGCUAGGCCCCAGUUUGCCCAGCCAAGGGGCUGCCCAGGCCCCCAGAAAAUACUUGGAGCCAUCGGGCAGUGAUGGUCUGUGCCAUAGGACCCGUCAUUGGUACAGCCAAACUGCCCCCAUUCCUAUCCACCUUUCUCCCCUUCCAUGUCCUGUCCAUGUGCUUCCAAGCCCCUGUUGUCCCCAGGAGGACCCUUCUUGGUCAAAGCCCCAAGCAGCUGGGGAAAGGCCAAUUCCCACCUGACAAGAGACUGUCCAUUCAUCCCACUGGCCAAGAAUCAGCUCUCCUUUGAGAUGUAUAGGGUUGCCAUCUGCCCUCACAGCCUGCGUUGUUGAGGCUGCCUGCUCUGUGACUUGUGUAGAAAUGGAGCAGGGAUGGAGGAGGAGGGGCAAAAGAGGGAUGAAUGUGUGAGUUCACACACACACACACACACACACAUCAGAUAACAUGUGGCAAACCCCAUCAUGCAUCUAUGUACGGUUAGAGUGUGGUGUCUUGAGAUUGCAUGUGUGUGUUAGUCAUCAUACCUCUGUGCUAGAGAUUGUUCAUAUGAUGUACAAUGUGUAUAUGUGUUUGUGGGCCGUGGUGUGCCUGAGUUUCAAUUAUGUUCUCAGUGUGUGCCUGCCAUCUCCCGUGUUUAAAGAUUGCAUGUGUUAGCUUGUAUAUGCAUGUAUUUUCAAAAUGGCAUGUGUGUCAAGAGUGAUGGUUACAUGUAAGAUGCAGAAAUGUGUGUUUGAGAGAACUGUCAGGUGGGCCAAGACUGGUGGUGAUCAUGUGUGUGGGUCUAUAACAGGCAGUUGUAUGCAUGUCUGUGCUUGGACAGCAAGAACCGGAGUAAGAUGCCCCCUCCCAUUAGUUACAGGUGGCCACAUCUGACAGGAGACCUUACCCUUGGCCUAGAGUCCUCCUACCCUUGGGGGUUUCCUACCUGAGGUCCUCAGAAUUCUGCUGGGACAGACCCAGGCAGUGCCCCAGGAAGCCAUGCUGGGCCCCCACCAGGGCCUAUCCCAAAAGCAGGGGCCCAGGAGAGGGCGACUUGCCCCCUCCAAAAGCCUCUGUCCCACUGGCCCUGUUGCAUUCUGCAGGUUUUCCAUUUUAGUGGACUUUCGCUUUUAUUUCAGAGAAGACAUGUGUCUUCCUGUCCGUUUCCAAUAGUUAAAGCCAUAUCAGUUAGACCGCAAUACUUUCAAGAGGAGACUAAACAAUCCAUAUGUUUAGGGAACCAGAAAAGUCCCCUGGUCUGUCCCUUCUCUAAGGAGCAGGGCCUUGGCAGCUCCGGCUCCUGGGACUUACCCUUCUCCCCCACCCUCUUGUACCCCUGUGUCUUUCCACAGGGGCCAGUGUUUGUGUCUAUGUCUGUGAUGGGGAGCCAUCUUGCACCCCUAUUGUCUGCUUGUUUCUGUCUUCUAUCCUGGGCAGGAUGGUCAUUCUCAAGAGCCUUGGGGUCCUGGGCCAGAGACAGGCAGGGACCAGGCCAGGGACCCCAGACCUCCCUAAACCCUGAGUAAGACUCCCACCAGAACACAAGGAUGGAUACCAGUGUUAAGAAAGGCUGUCCCCUUGACAGGGACCCUUAGACCUCAAGGAGGACAGCAGGGCACAGAGCACCACAUGGCAGUAGAGACCAAGACCCAAGGACCUGCAGAUAAGCAAGAAAACCCAGCCAUGCCAGACAGCCCACAUGGGCCUGCGGGAACCCGGACCCUUCAGCUGGUGUCCUUGGUGGUUUCCAUGGCCCCUCUGGGUACCCAGAGUGGGCUUGGAGCUUUUCAUCCCCACCCACAGUCCUCAGGCUGAGCUGGCUUAGUCGAGGUCUAAGUCUCCUCUUUUCCAUGCCCAGACGGCAGAUUCUGAGGUCUUUGGGGGGUGUUUUUGGGCAUGGUCAGCGCUGCAGGUGUGGGUGGGGUGGAUCUCUCACUACCUGGGGGUGUAAGCAAGAGAGAGAAUUUCUGCUUGGUGUAUAUCUGGUUCCACCCACACAAAGCCCAGGGGAUAUAAAGAUUGACAUGUCUGACACAGACCUGACUAUGGGGAGAAAGCAAUGGGUGACCCUUAAAGAAUCCUAUGUACGACAUUCUCGGGAGGACAAAACUUGGGCACUUGAUCAGGAUAAAGAGUGUCUGUUCACCUGAUGUGCCUAGAGCAGGAGCUGUGUGUGUAUCCCCCGCAGAAUAAACAGAUGCGCACAUCCAACAGGAAUCAUAACAUGCAAGUGAAAAGAGGCUCCAGAGUCCACACAUGGACACACAUGCACACACGUGCACACACGUGCACACACGUGCACACACGUGCACACACAUGCACACACAUACACACACGUGCGCACGCGUGUGCACACACACACACAGUACAUGGCUGGAGACAGAAUGAGGUGCACUGCUGACACAGGCAUGCGCACUCUCGGGGAAAGAAAGCUGCCAACCAGGCUCCUGCGCCUGGGAGUCAGCAUCAGAGAGAAGGAGGCAGAGGACUCUCUGGAGAUGACACAGGGUUUCCAAAGUGCAUAUCCUCCACAUCGGCCCCAAAGCACUGAAAAAGGGAGUCCUUGCAGUGGAGCUUCAAUGAGUGCCUCCUUCAGUGGAGCUGAGAGGUCCGUAGGCCAUCCCAGGCAUGGAAGAGAGAGAAAAUGAGGGAGCAGGAAGAGACAAUGCUGCAGCCCAGGGCCCCGUCACACGUGGGGUGGCUGUGGGCAAAGCAGCCGUCCUAAAGACCUGUGACUGGAAUAAGGAUGGCGUGGGAUCUCCAGCCUCAAGGGCUAGCGCCAGCUAGCAAAUGCCCACCCACAUCAUCCUGUUCCAUCUUUCUAGGGUUUAGCCAGCCUUCGGCUGUGCUGGGAGGCCUGGGGGUCAGACUGGCUCCCAUUGGGGGUACAUCCCAGGUCUAAGGGUAUACCGCCCAGCAAAUGUCCCUGCUCUAUUCCCCAUUCCUGUUGCCCUCCCCUUUUCACCAAGGAGAGAACAGAGGUGCUCCUCCUGGCCCCAGGAUGGGGGUGGGGAGUUCUACCGAGACCCAGGUGAGAUGGACCAUCCUGCUCAUGUGAGGGAACCCCUUUCCCACAACUGUGCUCUGUCCUCGUUGCUCUGCUUCCUUUCAAUGUGUCGGUAUCUGGGGGAAGGGAGGGCCACCCCCUCCCUGCACUCCCUUGAGUCUGACCAAAAGCCAUGGCUGUGCUCCCCACUUUGUACGAUGCAAAUGGUAAGAUGUACAAAACCAACCAUGACAACAAAGAAAAAGCCUUGUACAGCA
This is a messenger RNA of Mesocricetus auratus (golden hamster), 5004 nucleotides long. RefSeq names its product complexin 2 (gene Cplx2). Gene Ontology annotation, molecular function: syntaxin binding. Gene Ontology annotation, biological process: regulation of neurotransmitter secretion; neurotransmitter transport; synaptic vesicle exocytosis. Lineage: Eukaryota; Metazoa; Chordata; Mammalia; Rodentia; Cricetidae. Gene Ontology annotation, cellular component: SNARE complex; terminal bouton. The record is from RefSeq and is a predicted model, not a curated record.